Molecule: messenger RNA, 600 nt
Organism: Encephalitozoon intestinalis ATCC 50506
Lineage: Eukaryota; Fungi; Microsporidia; Unikaryonidae
Exons: 1
Coding region: 1-600 (199 amino acids)
Cellular component (GO): nucleus
Source: RefSeq, a predicted model, not a curated record
AUGGAAGAAGAAGGAAAACUGGCAGAGAGAUUUGUAAAGGCGUAUAAUAGACGUGUAGAGUUGUACAGACAGAGAUAUGCUCUGGAAGAUUCUAUAAAUGCAAAGCUUGUCGACCAGUGUGCAUUGAAAAAAGCAAUAGAAAUGAAUAAAGAGCUAGACAAAAAGGAUCAGCCAAGACCACCUGACCAGGGAACAAUGUUUGGGACUGGAAUGCACAGAUUGUCUCUUGUUGACAUAGGUAGACUUCCUACAGAGAAUCUGGACAUGUUCCAUACCGAAACAGCAAUCUACCCUGUAGGAUAUAUGUGCAGAAAGAAGUAUAAGAAGCACGACGCUUAUAAAAAGAAGGCAAAAGACAGGAUCCUGUAUAUAUGUAGUGUGGAUCCUCAAAAGGGUCCGAUAAUAACUGCCGAUGACGGAAGGAAAUGGUACGGGCCAAGUAUGUGGAAAGAUUUUGUAGAGAGCAUCGAAGGAGGGACAGAAUACAAAAGUGUUGAAGAAUUUUUUGGGCUAGGAAAUUCUGCGCUUGCCAGAAAAAUUGAAUCUCUUGGAGACUUAUCUGCUUUCAAAAAGUAUAUUCCGUUGAACAAAAGAUCUUAA